Molecule: messenger RNA, 692 nt
Organism: Cavia porcellus (domestic guinea pig)
Lineage: Eukaryota; Metazoa; Chordata; Mammalia; Rodentia; Caviidae
Gene: Lsm6
Product: LSM6 homolog, U6 small nuclear RNA and mRNA degradation associated
Exons: 5
Coding region: 251-493 (80 amino acids)
Biological process (GO): mRNA splicing, via spliceosome; maturation of SSU-rRNA
Cellular component (GO): sno(s)RNA-containing ribonucleoprotein complex; U6 snRNP; nucleolus
Molecular function (GO): RNA binding
Source: RefSeq, a predicted model, not a curated record
CGUAGCAGAGGAAAGCACUGAUUGGCUAAGGCAAAAAAGGAGCCCUGGCUUGGGCGGUUUCGGCUUUCGCUGCGAGCGUCCGCGGAGGCCGGCUUCGGGGGCCGCCUGGAGUAGGGUUCUGGGUCCAGGCCGCUAGAUGAGAAACCUGGGGCCGUGAGAGGUGAAAGGAUGAGUUACUCAAGUCACCCAACUAAUUAAGUAACAGAGCUGGAAUUAGAACUCAGGUUUCCUGCCUCCCAAGAUUGUUAAAAUGAGUCUGCGGAAGCAAACUCCUAGUGACUUCUUAAAGCAAAUCAUCGGAAGGCCAGUUGUGGUCAAAUUAAAUUCUGGAGUGGAUUAUCGAGGGGUCCUGGCUUGCCUGGAUGGCUAUAUGAAUAUAGCCCUGGAGCAGACAGAAGAGUAUGUAAACGGACAACUCAAGAAUAAGUAUGGGGAUGCGUUUAUCCGAGGAAACAAUGUAUUGUACAUAAGUACACAGAAGAGAAGGAUGUGAAGACACAAGGAAGCAGUUCUUUUCACACUUGGAGUAUAUUUUUAUGAAAUAUUUUCUAUUUUUUGGUUCAUUUGUGAUGUAAUAUAAGUUUGUGAUAUCUUGCCUUCACAGUAGUUGCCUUCUCAGUAGUUCACUGACAUGUAAGUAAAGUGAAUGUGUAAAAUUAUGGAUUGAAUUAUAAAAAGUUUUUUACAUUUAA